AAUGUUCCUGUCAAUCAUGACUUCCAGGUCUCACUGCCAUAGGCUUCUUGAGCGCAGGUAAAACGACAUGUGAGCCAGAGGGAGGCAUUUGGAAUUACCGGGCGUUCCUGGAUCUGAUAAAGACGCGCUUAUCACGCAGCAGUUGUCAAAUCUAUAUGUACUUUACAUAAGUUAUAUUUAUAAAGAAAGAGCUAUUUGAAUAAGUUUUAUCCGGGAGAUAGUUAUGGAAACUAGUAUAGGACUGGCCAUGAAUCCGACACACACAGAAGAGAGCGCGGUUUUCACGCAGCUAAAACGUGUGCGGCUGUCUGGAGCGGACGGCGCAGAUGACUCGUCCGUUUUUGAGGAAGUGAAACCCGCGGUGAGAAUUAGUCGACAUCUUAACCCGGUGGAGGAAGCCAAGAUCCGGUUGGAGAUGGAAAAGUACCUCCCCCAGACCACAUGCGGUCUCCUCCAUCCUUCAUCCCGCACAGACAAGAAGAACCGUGGAGAGAGCCCCUCAUUGGUGGACAAGUACCUCUCAGAGGAGAAGCCCAACACAGCUCCCUACAGCAUCAACAUCAACCUCAUCCUCCCCAAAACCACCCACCUCUGCACCGGCCUGAACCGGCCCAACAAGCCCCAGCAGCACCACCAGACCCAUCUCCUACAGCACAUCAAGACAGAGCCUGGGUUGGACGUCCCAGUGCCGUGCUCCAUCCAGACCCUGCCUGACUUCAUGUCUGUCUUCAGCAUUCCCCAGACUUUCAACACUAUGUUUAUCAAACCCGAUAUGGCCGCCAGCGGACACCCAGUUUCAGAUGCACAUACUGAGCUGCAUAUUGGCCCCCAACAACCGCAGGUCUACCAGAUGCCCAUCCCCGUCAGCGGAGCUGACCUCACAAUGACACUCUCCCGUAGCAGCCAAUCAGGGACCAGCGGAGCCGGCAACGGUAGAACCAUGCUCAACCUGAACAGCGUCUCCUUGACAACGGUGGGUCACGGCGGUGGUGACUCGUCGUUUGCAAUGCAUUUCUACCACCCCCACGCCAAGGCGUCACCCCAGUCACAGCCCCACAGCCUACCUCCCUCACCCCCCAACUCGCAGCCGGGUAGUCCUGAGAACCAGGCUGAGCUGCUGACCCCUCCGCCGCCCUUCCAGGCCUCUAGCAGACUGGGGUUAAAGGUCACCCAGAUGUCCCACCACUCCAUGCUUAUUGCCCAUGGACAAGGGGUGCUGACAGGACCCAGGUACAACCGACGGAACAACCCUGAGCUCGAGAAGAGACGGAUCCACUUCUGUGACUUCCCUGGCUGCUCCAAGGUUUACACAAAGAGCUCUCACUUGAAAGCACACCAAAGGACACACACAGGGGAGAAACCAUACUCUUGCAACUGGGAGGGCUGUGACUGGCGUUUCGCCCGCUCUGACGAGCUGACACGACACUAUCGUAAACACACGGGAGCCAAGCCCUUCAAGUGUGUAGCCUGCAGGCGCUGUUUCUCCCGGUCCGAUCACCUUUCCCUACACAUGAAGCGCCACCAGAACUAAACACACACACACACACACACACACACACACACACACGCUACAACCACCUGAAGCGUCAUCAGAACAGAGGGACACAUCACCACCAUCCUGAAGCCCCAGAAUGCAUUGCACUGCAUGAGGGCUAAUACAAAGAUCAAAAUGUCUGCUCCUGUAAUGGCAACAUCAUCAUAUGGGCUUUCAAAGAAACAGGACACCUGCCUCCAAUUGCUCCAUGUAAUAAUGGAUGCACAUUGUAUGUCUGUCUGUCUGUAUAUACAGUUUGAAGUCGGAAGUUUACGUACACUUAG
Molecule: messenger RNA, 1818 nt
Organism: Salvelinus sp. IW2-2015
Lineage: Eukaryota; Metazoa; Chordata; Actinopteri; Salmoniformes; Salmonidae
Product: Krueppel-like factor 5
Biological process (GO): regulation of transcription by RNA polymerase II
Molecular function (GO): RNA polymerase II cis-regulatory region sequence-specific DNA binding; DNA-binding transcription factor activity, RNA polymerase II-specific
Source: RefSeq, a predicted model, not a curated record